Molecule: messenger RNA, 1806 nt
Organism: Ahaetulla prasina
Lineage: Eukaryota; Metazoa; Chordata; Lepidosauria; Squamata; Colubridae
Gene: HOXC10
Product: homeobox C10
Exons: 2
Coding region: 7-1155 (382 amino acids)
Biological process (GO): regulation of transcription by RNA polymerase II
Cellular component (GO): nucleus
Molecular function (GO): RNA polymerase II cis-regulatory region sequence-specific DNA binding; DNA-binding transcription factor activity, RNA polymerase II-specific
Source: RefSeq, a predicted model, not a curated record
CUGAAAAUGUCAUGUCCCAACAAUGUGACUUCUAACUCGUUUUUGAUGGACUCGUUGGCUGGUACCUGCCGGGGCGAGAAUUAUUCCUCUAAUCAAGGAAUGUACAUGCAGCCUGCGAACGACUUCAGCUGUGGAAUGAUGAGGAACUGUGGGAUCAUCCCGGCUCUUUCCAAAAGAGACGAGGUGAACCACGCCGGCGGGUUGUCCCUCAACACCUACCCGCCUUACCUGUCUCAGCUAGAUGCCUGGUGUGACCCUAAAAAUACUUACCGAAUCGAGCAACCUGUUGCAAGGCAGCUGCCCUCCUGCUCCUUCCCGACCAGUGUCAAGGAAGAAAAUGCUUGUUGCAUGUACAACGCCGAGAAAAGGGCGAAAAGCGCCCCCGAGGCCACCCUCUACCCCGGGCAGAUGCCUGAAGCUUGCCUCGCUGACCAGGAGGUGCCCCUGCCUAGCUACUACCGCGCCACCCCAGGCUAUUCCUCCCUGGAGAAGGCGCCCAGCGGCGGUAGCCCCAGCGCCUACGAGGCCGGUUUUGAACCCAGGGCGGGUCUCAGCCAAGCGAGCGAGCGACGGGAGCAGCUCCCGGGCCCACCGCCGCCGGCUCCCGCCGCCGCCGCCGCCGCGCAACAACCCCAGCCGCCGCCCGAGCGGCCACCCCCACCUCUACCUCCGACACCCGCCUCCCUCGCCCAGCCAGGAGCACCGGGGAGCUUCCCCGAAAGCGCCAAGCCGGACCCCAACCUGCGGAACAGCCCGGCUGGCGACGUCAAGACCGAGAAGAAUCUCCCGGUGGCCAAACUCAGCCCGUCGGAAACGGAGCAAAGCGGGCAGAAGUGUGCCGAGAGCAGCAGUGACAAUUCGGACCACGAGGCAAAAGAGGAUAUAAAGGCAGAAAACACGACAGGAAAUUGGCUGACAGCAAAGAGCGGAAGAAAGAAAAGAUGCCCUUACACUAAACAUCAGACGUUGGAACUGGAGAAGGAAUUCUUAUUCAAUAUGUACUUGACCCGCGAGCGCCGCCUGGAGAUUAGCAAGAGUAUUAAUCUAACAGACAGACAAGUCAAAAUCUGGUUUCAGAACCGCAGGAUGAAACUCAAGAAAAUGAACAGAGAGAACCGAAUUCGGGAACUGACUUCCAAUUUUAAUUUCACUUGAAGGUGUUCAGAGGAAGGAAGGGAUGGGCUAUAUGGGGAGAAUCAUUGCAAAUCUUGUGCAGUAUUUUUUUUUAAAUUAUCAUUAUUAUUUUCCCCCACUGCAGCCCCUGGACGUAAUUGCAAGGAGCAUAGGAGGGAGGCUGGGGAGGGGGGGAAAGGAAAAGACCUCAGGCUAAGUGUUAAAUUCUAUAAUUUGGAUAUUUAAAGAUUAUAGAGCGGAGAUGCAUUCAUCAGCAUGUGAACACUAUAUAUAUAUAUAGUGUUUCUAUAUGUAAAAUAAAGAACCAGCUGGUUGCUUACUAGCUUUCCAAACAUCUUCUAAUAUGUUUUUAAGUUAUUCAGAAACAGCACAAAGCGAAGAAAAGGGUGUGUUGGGGGCUUGGAAGACCGAAGGAUCUACAUCAAUGCCAUUUAAAAAAAAAAAUUAAAAUGUUUAGGACACUAGCUAUGUUUGAAAGUUUGCUUUUCCAUACCUUAGUGUAGCCUGCCUAUUGUACAAUAAUAAAAGAUAUAAUGACGCCAAUGAAUUUCAUACGUGUGAAUAUGUGGAAAUAGCAGAGAGAAGUGCUUACUCAAUGUAGUUUAUGCAGUCUCCUUCCAGUGAGGUGGUGCUGUCACCCAUUAUAUUUAAGAAGAAGAAAAAAGAAAAAUA